This is a messenger RNA of Seminavis robusta, 4728 nucleotides long. Lineage: Eukaryota; Bacillariophyta; Bacillariophyceae; Naviculales; Naviculaceae. The record is from the annotation of a GenBank genome assembly.
AUGAGAAAGCACUGCCAAUUGGGAGUUGGUCUUUUGCUGGCCCUACUUUCCACUGGUUGUAUUACUACUGGUGUAAGAGGCCAGACAGCAGUGGAAGACAUUGAUUACACCUGCAAUUUUUUGGAGGACACGUGUGCAUCUGAUUGGCAAUUGGAUGGCUUGUGCGACAAUCGAGGUCAAUUAGAAGAACCUAGUUGUUUGGAUCAGGACUGUUGGGACUGUGACCCUUGCCAAGCAUUCUCCUACAGCUGCAGUGCUUGCAAGAGACGAAACGGCUGUCAUUGGUGUCCAGGAGAUGCCCUUUGUGUCAGUCAACCGUUGGGACAAGACUUUUGGCAGAUGCAUCCCACCAAAGUCUCGUCCUGUCCAAACACACAAGACUGGGUACAAACCUGUGACGUUCCUCCCGAGUCCAACAAUGUCUACAAAGAUGUCCAUUAUCGGGCCAUGAAAUGGAGUUACUCCCUCAUCAACGUGGAAUCUGUCUGGCGACAAGGAAUCACGGGCAAAGACGUACAAGUACGAAUCAACGAUGACGGAGUCGAUUCAUUCCAUCCUGAAUUGAUUGGAAAAUUCGAUUACGGAUUCUCCUGUGAUGAAUUCUAUCAGCCCGAAAAUCCACGCACCGAUGUCAGAGGAACCGCCCUAGCCGCCAUGGUCGGUGGGCAAGCCGAUAAUGGAGCAUGUUCCCUUGGCAUUGCGCCCGGAGUCAAAAUCAGUUCUUGCAAUGUAUACACUCCCAACGAGGUCGCCUUUGUCUGGAAUUCACAACUCAAACAAAAUGGAAUUGGAGUCGAUAUCAGUGUCAAUGCUGACUGGGGGCCCAGCAUUUGUAUACCCAAAAAACAAAGAGCCAGAAGAAAACUGCAAUCCACAACAACCUGCAUCUUCAACUCGACCCACAAACUCUCUCCGUGUCCGCAUUGUCCGGCCGAUCUCACGUUGUUACCGUCCUCGCGAGACGAAUAUCCCGAUUGCCGACAAGCUAUUACGCAAUAUUGUCGUGCGCACUAUGACGUGGAUCCCUUGGCAUGUGCCGAUUAUCUAUACUGGUUUGUCGAGGAAUGCUCGUAUCGAGGAAGUCUCGAUGCGCCCACGCACGAUGAGCUUGUUCAAAACAUUGUACUCGGAAGAAGCGAAAAGGGUGUCAUCUUCGUAGUGCCCGCGGGAGAUGAGUAUCAAACGGGAGGAGAUGCCAACUUUAAUGGAUAUGCCAAUUCCAGAUUCACCAUCGCCGUGGGGGCCGUCGGAAAGGAUGGAAAGCAUGCAUCGUAUUCGACUCCUGGAUCACCUAUAUGGGUUAGUGCACCGGGGGGAGAUGUACAAUACAUGUCCAACAAUAUCGUCGCGCAACCCGGAGGAGGAUGUAGAGAUGCGGGACCAGGAACGUCAUUUGCGGUGCCCGUCGUGGCAGGAGUGGCUGCACUCAUGCUCGAAGUCAAGCCAGAAUUGACAUGGAGAGAUGUGUUUGCCAUUCUCGCCAAAACAGCACAAUCCGAUAUCAUGGAACCAGACGAAAACGAAUUCGUUACCAAUGGAGCAGGAUACAAACACAGUUACAAGUACGGAUUUGGAAUUGUCAAUGCAGAAGCUGCCGUCGAGGAAGCCAGAUCAUGGACCAACUUUCGAAGAGAAGAACAAUUCACUAUCGAAUCGUCCGAAACUUCCAGUCAAAUCAUUUGGGAUGAUGCCAACAAUGCCACCGUAUCCACCGUACGCAUUGAUACCGUCAAUCGAUUCUUUCGAACCGAAUCCGUCAUGGUUUACGUGGAACUCAAUCAUGUCUCGCGAGGUGACUUGAAAAUUACGCUCACGUCACCAUUCGGCACGGAAAGUAUAUUGGCACCGUCCAAACGACCCGAAACUACCGUGGGCGAUAACAGUGAGGAUGGGACCUUGUUGUGGCAGUUUCUCACGGUACGAAACUUUUGGGAAUAUCCUGGCGGCGAAUGGAUUUUGCGGAUCGUCGAUGAACGUCAGGGACCGGACUGUAUCGACCUGGACUUUGAAUACUCCUACUCGAUGGGCGGACCCGAAGAUACAGUCAUCACCUGCAGUGAUUUUGAUCAGGUCACUACGACUUGUACCGAUCCAAACGAGGUGGCACCAAUCCUCUUGGAAGCACAGUUCGAGGGACGCACCGUGUUUGAAAGUUGCUGCAAAUGUGGGGGAGGGGACAAUAGCGUCAAGGACAGGACCAAUGAGCUCAAAGCGUGGAAGAUGGUCGUCUAUGGGCAUGUGGCGGCUGAAGCGGGGGACGCCACAGAGCUAAUGCUGGUCUCCGAAUCGACGUGUCAGUUUGCCACUGACACAUGUCCUAAAUCCUUGCAAUUCAAUCAUGUUUGCGACGAUUCUCUGUUGAACGAGGAAUGUAUUGGGAUGGAUUGCUUUGAUUGCGAUGCCUGUCAGACUUUCAACUACGAUUGUGGUUUGUGCACAGCAGCUGGGUGCUACUAUUGCCCGGGAGAUGGGAUGUGCGCGUCGAUCGCGUUGAAUCAGUCCUAUUGGGAAUUAUAUCCAGACAAGCUGCCAACGUGCAACACUUCCGAUGCAUGGGUAAGCAGCUGCGACUCGCGUCGACCGGAAAACCAAUUCGAUGACCCGCUCUAUGAGGCCAUGCUUUGGUCCUACAGCAUGAUAAACAUAGAACCUGUUUGGGAUUUGAGGGCUUCGGGGAAAGGGAUUCAUGUCAGGAUUAACGAUGACGGCGUGGAUUCUGAACAUGCAGAGUUUUCAGCGGGGAACUUUGACAAGGCGAACUCAUGUCAAAACUACGCUCCUUGGGAUAGCGAAAAAGACGUGCACGGCACUGCCGUUGCUUCUAUCGUCGCAGGGAACUCCAACAAUGGCCAUUGUGCCGCGGGAAUCGCUCCGGGGGCCACGAUAUCUUCUUGUGUUGGACCGCUCGAGUUGGACGAAGCUCCGGAUCUUUUGGUGCAGAAUCUUGACAAAGUCGACAUUUCUACCAAUGCGUGGGGGCCCAAUGUUUGUCGUUUGAAGAGCAUUGGUCGAGGGCGGCGUCUACAACAGUGUCUCUUUUCUUCGGAGCACCCCGACUCACCAUGCAAGGCAUGCGGGGAAUUUACAGCAUUGGACGAGUUGUCCGAAGAAUGCGAGGCCGCCGUUGGGAAUUAUUGCCGGGAAAACUAUGUGGAUGAUCGAGUGGCAUGUUCGGAAUUCCUCGACUUGUUUGUCGACUGCGAGUAUCACAUCCUCCCGAUGGAUGCACACGAAGCUUUUGUGAGAGCUAUCACUGAAGGACGAGAUGGGAAGGGAAUCAUCUUUGUGUUCAGCGCGGGGAAUACGAAUGAUAUUGGAGGAGAUGUGAACUUCAACGGUUUCAUCAACAGCCGAUUCACGAUCGCAGUAGGGGCAGUCGGGAAAGACAAGAAGCAUGCUUCUUACUCGACCACGGGAGCAGCGGUUUUGAUAAGCGCACCUGGUGGGGAUUAUGAGUCAAUUUCGGGUAAUCUUGUGGCAAAGCCUGGGGGCGGCUGUCAUGAUAUAGGGGUCGGGACCUCAUUUGCAGCUCCAACUGUUGCGGGGAUUAUAGCACUGAUGCUACAAGUGAAUGCUGACCUGGGGUGGCGAGACGUCCAGGGAAUCCUAGCGGUUACAAGCCAAAGAAUUGACGAGGACAAUCCGUCCUGGAUUACCAAUGCUGCGGGCUACAACCACAGCUAUCAGUAUGGUUUCGGGGUACCCUCGACGCUCGACGCUUUGAACAAAGCGAGCAUAUGGAAGAACUUCCGCCCAGAGCAACAGGUGAUGAAUGAAACGGGUGUCAUCGAUCUCCCUAUUGAGGACAACCCUACCAACACUCCUACAACUUCGACGUUGGUUUUUUCGGAACUGAGCACCCGCAAUCUUGUGAUUGAAUCUGUUGUAGCAUUUUUGGAUGUACAGCAUCCAUCGCGUGGGGAUCUCGUUGUCGCCCUGAUUUCUCCCGCUGGAACAGAAUCAGUUCUCCAUCCCAGCAAGAAGCCCGAGGAUGUCCAGCUGAGAGGUGAUGACAUUGGCAAAUGGAAGCUUUUGUCUCUUCGAACAUGGGGUGAAUGGGCAGAUGGAGACUGGACUCUAACGUUAACGGACGAGAAGCCUGGCAGAUACCGGGAAUGUCACGAUUUGCCGUGGGAGUUCACUUACCCAAGGGCUGAUGGGCAGGGCAACGAGACCAUCAGUUGUGGUGACUUUGAUCGUGUCACAGAUUGCAACGACGAAGGGCAAGUGAAUCCAGAACUGAUGAAUGUUCUCUACGAAGACCGAACGUUGGUGCAGAGUUGCUGCCAGUGCGGGGGCGGACAAAAGUCCAGCGACAUCAUUCCAAUGCUGAGAUCAUGGAAGCUGAUAAUUUAUGGUCACAUUAUUGAAUCGCCAGAGGAGUUGUUGAUCUUUCCUCCGCCGAAGAAAGAAGAAGACGAGAAGGAGCAGGGCAGCGAAGAGGAAGAGCAAGAUCCGAACUGGAUCAGUCCCAAUACCCUCUCCGAAAAUGAUCCCAUAGCUGGUUGGGAUGACGAAGGGAACAGCGGAACAUUCUCCGGAGGUGGGGGGAAUGCCUACUACGGUGGCUGGAGACCACCACGGGACGAUGAUGACAACAGUGGAAACAGUGGAGAUAGCGGUGACUGGAACAGCUCGCAUGGGCAACGGCGAUGUUAUGUUUCCCUGACGUUAUUGAUAGUGGCGUUGGAACUAUCGGUGGCCCUUUUCAAGGUUCACUCGCCAUGA